CAGUCUUUCAACUUAUGCUUCUUUCGAACACAGUCUUUCAACUUAUGUAUCUUUCGAACACAGUCCUUGAACUUUGCUUCUUUCGAACACGAGUUUGCCUCGAGUAGUUCAAGAAAUACAGGACCGUUAAUCUCACGCGUUCAUGAUAUAAUCUGUUCCCUCUGUGAUAUCAAUGACCCGCAACCAGAUUCAAAUUUCUUGUCCCUCACCGCCGAAACACUGGGCGGUCCUUGAUGGAUAAUACACCAGACGAGCGUUAUUCUUCCUUGCAUCUUCUCAGUCUUUUAAUGGACAACAUCUCAAUUUAUCUACGACGCAGGAUUACACUACUGACCACCCGAAACCUUCGAAGGUCUACUCAUCCUCAAUCACAUCAAAUAUCUCCACUUGCGCCUCCAGAUGUCGCUCCCUCCACUCAGCUGAUCCCCCCAACCCCUAUUCCAGACCUAACUAGCUCCAUCACCCGAUGCUCCGAAUACCCAGUUGCCGGCGGCGCAUAUGGAGAUAUUUACAAAUGCGUGUAUCACGGACCAGACGGUGAUGUGGAUGUCGCUGUCAAAGCAAUUCGAAUAUUCUUCGGUACCAAGGUGCUCCGGAGAGAGCUCGGCAUUUGGAAGAGGUUGCAACAUAAGAAUAUCUUGAAGUUCAUGGGCACUACUCAACACUUUGGCCCCUCUGUGGCUCUGGUUGCUCCAUGGAUAGUCAAUGGCACCCUGACGUCGUUCCUCAGCCGGAACAACAGGACCCUUACGCUGCGCGAUCGUUUGUUUCUGCUCCGUGACAUAGCCAAUGGCCUCAACUAUCUUCAUACAUUUAACUUCAAUAUAGACGGACACGCGUACUCGAAUGCAGUCGUUCACGGCGACCUAACUGGCAACAAUGUCCUCAUCGGUGGCGAUGGAACUGCAUACCUUGCAGAUUUUGGCCUUUCUGGAACCUUAAUGAAAUCGCUCGGGAUGACGUACCUCGCAAAAACGGGCUGUCAUCCAGGAGCUUUAAGGUGGACAGCUCCUGAACUUCUCGACGAAGAAUCAGCCUCUGCAGUUACCGCUCAGAGUGACAUGUAUUCGUUUGGCUGUAUCGUGCUUCAAGUUUUAACCGGGAAUAUUCCUUGGCCACACUUGACUGGUGAUUUCGCAAUCUGCCGUAAAGUGAGCUUUGAGGGGAAAAUGCAUCCUCGUCCAGACGGCGAUCGUAUCAUCGACCGGCAUUGGACUUUCAUGACCCGUUGCUGGUCAAAGAGUCCUGACGAUCGCCCUUCUGCUGAAGAAGCGCUUCACUUCGUUGAUAGCGAGCUCGCUUUGAAGGGCAGUACCCUGCCUUGAUUCCCAGCAAUACCUCUUUUCUUUUCUAGUUGGAUCCUUGUGGGCCCGGGGCCCUAUGCUGGACAAUACGUGAACCAAUCAAUGAUACAUGCGAUGCCGCGUACUGGAUGUUACUAUAAUAUGGAGUCGACACGAAUUGGUUCCACGGGAUCAAACGCCUGGUCCAUACAUUGGUAGAUACCACUUUAUUCUAUACCAAUUGUAUAAUAGAGGAAUUCAGAUGUUACG
Messenger RNA from Suillus clintonianus, 1553 nucleotides. Its product is annotated as kinase-like domain-containing protein. The coding region runs from base 234 to 1325 and encodes 363 amino acids. Gene Ontology annotation, molecular function: protein kinase activity; ATP binding. The transcript has 7 exons. Lineage: Eukaryota; Fungi; Basidiomycota; Agaricomycetes; Boletales; Suillaceae. Gene Ontology annotation, biological process: protein phosphorylation. The record is from RefSeq and is a predicted model, not a curated record.